Acanthocheilonema viteae is the source of this 966-nucleotide messenger RNA. The record is from the annotation of a GenBank genome assembly. NCBI's taxonomy places the organism in Eukaryota, Metazoa, Nematoda, Chromadorea, Rhabditida, Onchocercidae.
AUGUCGGCGGGUUUGGAAACGUUUGCUUUGAAAGAAGAAGAUGCUAUAAAACUUCUGGCAUGUCAAACUCAUGUGGGUGCUGCCAACUGUGACUUUCAAAUGGAGCAGUACGUGUGGAAAAGGAGAGCUGAUGGCAUUCACAUCAUCCAUUUGAGAAAGACAUGGGAAAAACUGUUACUUGCUGCUCGUGCUAUUGCAGCUAUCGACAAUCCGGCAGAUGUGUGUGUCGUAUCAGCACGUCCAUAUGCGCAGCGUGCUUUGCUUAAAUUUGCGGCUCAUACUGGUUCUACGCCAAUUUUUGGACGUUUUACACCAGGCUGUUUAACCAAUCAAAUACAAAAACAGUUUAAGGAACCAAGGUUGCUGAUUGUUUCGGAUCCUCGAGUCGAUCAUCAAGCAGUCACGGAAGCAUCAUAUGUUGGUGUGCCAGUAAUUAGUUUUUGUAAUACGGACUCACCUCUGAAAUUCAUCGAUAUUGCUAUACCAUGCAAUAAUAAGGGUGUGCAAUCAAUAGGACUGAUGUGGUGGCUGUUAGCUCGUGAAGUUUUGCUCAUUAAAGGCAAGAUGACACGGCAGACAGGAUUUGUACUUGAUGAUAAGGAAAUUAUGCCUGACUUAUAUUUUUAUCGUAAUCCAGAAGAACAAGAGAAGGAAGAAUUGGCGGAAUCGCGUGAAGUAAAGGACUCUUGGCCUGGGGUUCCGCCUCCUGAGGUCGCAAAAAUUGAUGAGUAUCAAACAAUAGGCGGCGUUGAACCAACGAAAAAGUUGGAUUUCAGUAUGGUUGAACCUGUAAGUGAUUGGGCACAAGAAACAGAACGAGCCGUGCAGCUGGAUACCGCACAGCAACAGGAUUGGGGUGCUUCGACGCAAAAUUCCAAUUGAUAUGAAAUUUUGAUAGAGCAUAUUGAUGGUUUAAGACUUAUUUGCAUGGAAGACAUGAUUUGCAAUACAACGUUAUGUCUUUAA